CUGCGAGCCGGGAGCGCGGCCGCCACUGCCGCUGCGGCUGCGGCUGGGCGAAUGCGCGGGCGGCGGGGCGCGGGGCAGCGCUGAGCGGCGCGGACCGGCGAGGAGAGGCGCGGAGCGGGGCUGCCGCCUGGCCGGCCCCGGCUGCGGGCAGCCCGGGCACCGGCCCCCCGCGUCGGGCCGGGGCCACCGCGAUGGACGCUCCCGCGGGCAUCGCCCUCGUCCUGCUCUGCUGCGCGCUCGCCCUGCCCGCCGGCGCCCUGCGGCGCCCCGGGGACAGAGAUCCAAUUCUGAGGAAUAUAGAGGAGUACAGCCUUGUCAUCCCCACCAGCACCGAUUCAGAGGGCAGGUUCCUAUCCCACUUGGUGUCUGGACCGCCAAAAGCACGCUUCAGGAGAGCCACGGAGGACUUGCAGCAUGAAGCAGCAAAUGAGCAAAUAUUUUACAAUGUCACUGUUUUCGGAAGAGAGUUUCACUUCAGGCUGCGGCUAAACUCCAGGCUUGUGGCCCCUGGAGCAACAGUUGAGUGGCAGGAGGACUCUGAUGAGACUCACAUUGAACCUCUCUAUGGGAAUUGCCUCUAUGUUGGGGAUAUCACUGAUUUGCCAAAUGCUUCAGUCGCUAUCAGCAAUUGCGAUGGGCUGGCUGGCAUGAUCCGCACAGACAAGGACGAGUUCUUCAUUGAACCUCUGGAGAAGGGGGCCCAGGAGGAGGAGGAGGGAGGAGGCCGGACGCACGUGGUCUAUCGCAGAGCAGCUGCCAAGAAGCAGCUUCCAAUUGAGAAUGGGGAUACCCUGUAUGAAGCUGCUAACCUCACUAAUCUGGACAGUCUCGACAGUGCGUUGAGCUUUAUUGAAGACCGGGUGCAUAGAUCGAGGCAGCGCUAUCGAAGGCAUGCGACGGAGGAUGAUUACAACAUUGAAGUCCUUCUGGGGGUUGAUGACUCAGUUGUUCAAUUCCAUGGGAAAGAACAUGUCCAGAAGUAUCUGCUGACCUUGAUGAAUAUUGUUAAUGAAAUUUAUCAUGAUGAGUCCCUGGGUGCUCACAUUAAUGUUGUCUUGGUGAGGAUAAUCCUGCUGAGCUACGGCAAGUCUAUGAGCCUGAUAGAGAUUGGGAACCCUUCACAAAGCUUGGAGAAUGUGUGUCGCUGGGCCUACUUGCAACAGAAACCUGACACUGGGCAUGCAGAAUAUCACGACCAUGCUAUCUUUCUCACAAGGCAGGAUUUUGGUCCAUCUGGCAUGCAAGGCUACGCUCCAGUCACUGGAAUGUGUCAUCCUGUUCGAAGCUGCACUCUCAACCAUGAAGAUGGUUUUUCAUCUGCAUUUGUGGUGGCUCAUGAAACUGGACAUGUUUUAGGCAUGGAGCACGAUGGCCAAGGGAACAGAUGUGGUGACGAAGUCCGCCUGGGGAGCAUCAUGGCCCCUCUUGUGCAAGCCGCGUUCCAUCGCUUCCACUGGUCUCGUUGCAGCCAGCAGGAGCUGAAUCGAUAUCUCCAUUCCUACGAUUGUCUGCGUGAUGAUCCCUUCGAACACGACUGGCCUUCCCUUCCACAGCUGCCAGGAAUUCACUACUCCAUGAAUGAGCAGUGCCGGUUUGACUUUGGUUUGGGCUACAUGAUGUGCACAGCUUUCCGUACGUUUGAUCCCUGCAAGCAGCUGUGGUGUAGCCACCCUGAGAACCCCUACUUCUGCAAAACAAAGAAAGGGCCUCCGCUGGACGGGACCAUGUGUGCACCAGGAAAGCAUUGCUUUAAAGGCCACUGCAUCUGGCUAACCCCAGACAUCCUGAAGCAGGAUGGACACUGGGGGUCAUGGAGUAAGUUUGGCUCUUGUUCUCGCACGUGUGGCACCGGAGUGAAGUACAGGACACGGCAGUGUGACAAUCCACAUCCUGCCAACGGAGGCCGUACAUGUGUGGGGCCAAGCUAUGAGUUCCAGCUGUGCAACACUCAGGACUGUCCUAAGGACUUGGAAGAUUUCAGGGAGGAGCAGUGCCGACAGUGGGAUCCCUACUUUGAGUACCAGAACACAAAACACCACUGGCUCCCUUAUGAACAUGUCGAUGCUAAGGAAAGGUGCCACCUGUAUUGUGAGUCAAAGGAAACAGGGGAUGUGGUGUAUAUGAAAAGGAUGGUGCAUGAUGGGACCCGCUGCUCCUACAAGGACGCUUACAGCAUCUGCGUGCGGGGAGACUGCUUGAAAGUUGGGUGUGACAGGGUCAUAGGUUCCACGAAGCAGGAAGAUAAGUGUGGUGUUUGUGGAGGAGAUAAUUCCCACUGCAAAGUGGUGAAAGGGACAUUUUCAAGGAUACCAAAGAAACAAGGGCAUAUUAAGAUGUUUGAAAUUCCUGUUGGUGCAAGACAUUUACUUAUACAGGAAACCGACGCCACCAGUCAUAAUCUCGCAAUUAAAAAUCGUGAAACGGGGAAGUUCGUUCUCAGUGAAGACAACUACGUGCCAGACUCUAAAGUAUUUAUUGACAUGGGUGUGGAGUGGGAAUAUCGGAAUGAUGAUGAUAGAGAAACUGUGCAGACCAUGGGGCCGCUGCGUAAUGGAAUAGUUAUUCUGGUGAUUCCUCAUGGUAGUGCCAAGAUAUCUUUGACUUACAAGUACAUGAUCCAUGAAGAUUCCUUGAAUGUAGAUAACAAUAACGUUUUGGAAGAGGAUUCUGUGUCUUAUGAAUGGGCUUUGAAGAAAUGGUCCCAGUGUUCAAAACCUUGUGGAGGAGGCUACCAGUUCACCAAAUACGGCUGCCGGAGGAAGACAGACCACAAGAUGGUUCAUCGGAGUUACUGCGAGUUGAUCCAGAAGCCGAAGCCCAUUCGCAGGGUGUGCAACCUCCAGGAGUGCUCCCAGCCCAUAUGGGUUACAGGAGAAUGGGAGCCUUGCAGCAAAAGCUGUGGGAAAACAGGGUAUCAAGUUCGAUCUGUCCGAUGUAUCCAACCUCUACAUGAUAAUACAAAUCGGUCUGUUCAUACCAAGUACUGCAACAACAACCGUCCAGAGGGCAGGAGGCCUUGCAACCGGGAGCUUUGCCCAGCGCAGUGGAGAAUUGGACCCUGGUCACAGUGCUCUGUCAGCUGUGGCAAUGGCACGCAGGAUCGCCCGGUCCUAUGCCGGACCAGGGACAAUGCUAUCGGCCUUUGCAAAGAAAAUAAACCGGAGACUGUAAGGAUUUGCAGACUACCUCCAUGUCCAAGAAACGUUUCUGAUCCUUCAAAGAAAACCUACAUGAUACAAUGGCUGUCAAGACCUGAUCCAGACUACCCCAUCCAGAAAAUAUCUUCAAAAGAUCAUUGUCAAGGAGACAAGUCAAUGUUUUGUCGCAUGGAAGUUCUCUCUCGUUACUGCUCGAUUCCUGGUUACAAUAAGCUGUGUUGUAAGUCCUGUAACAUGUACAGCAACAUAACAGAGGUGGACAAUGUAACAGAUUCUAACAUAAAUAAGAAUAAUGUCAUUGAGGAGGAGCUCCUGACCACCCUCAGCCCUCGCAUGGGCCUGUCCACAACACAGUCUGCAACCAGCCCUCCUCUUGUUCCCAAAACACGUCCACCUCCUUCCAAUGCAACUGAUGAGCACCCAGAAAUCAAUGCAGUGGAUGUUCCCUAUAAAAUCGAUGGGCUGGAUAACGAUGUAUCGCAGCACAACAUCAUUACACGGAGAAGGAUACCUUAUGAAAGGACAAGGAAUCAAAGAAUUCAGGAGCUGAUUGCUGAGAAAAGGAAAAAAGAGACUCUUAGGAAAAUAAACUAAGAUGGGAAUGUGGCACAAACAAUGUUUUUCUCUUAUAGAGACGUUACCAACAUCAUGGUAUUGCCCGUGUUGUAGAGACUAAAAAUGAGGAAAAAUCAAAGUGGUGCUAUGGCAAAGAUGCCAAAUUCUGAAGCCUACUAUAAAUGGAAAUGACAGAUUGUUUCAUAAGUGCUAAUCUGAACACUUUGACAGCUAGGUUUACAGGGUAUGGUAGAGUAUUAGUGCAAUAUCAUUACAGCAUUUCACUGAAUCCAAACAAACUGUAGUACCUAGGCCAGGUUAGCAGGUUUCUUCUUUAUGGGCUCUUUUUAAGUCUUCUAUUCCUGUGUGAAACUGCUUGGGAAUAGUAAUGGAAGUUACACUUAGGAUGGAGGAAAACAGUCCCAAGACAUGAUAAACCCUCUUCAUACUGACAAGCAGGUGGCCAGCAUCCUGUGGUGCUUCUGUGCAUUGCAUAAUCCAGGCACUUGCUGGCCCCCAGUUCAGGAGGGUACGCAGGGACAUGCCAGGCUAAGCUUAGGUGACUUUGGUAGAGCUGCCUUGGUGGUCACAGCCAGGCAUGUGCUUACGUAGCUUUCUGAACUGAGCCUGUGUAAGAAAAUAUAUAGAACAUGCCGUAGCUAUAUAUUUAUGUGUAAAUUAAAAACUGGCAAACAGUGCUUUACAUAUUUCCAUAACAAUUUCAAAGGAUUCUCCUAGACUUUUGCAUACAUACAAGACAUUUAGUAGGGUAGAUCGGCCAACUUGGACUGACAACAUCCGAGUCUUUCUGUUUACAAUUAUGCAUAUAUUUGAGUCUUUAAGUUCCUGUAAUGCAACAGCCUCAGUGAUCUUUGUUGGUUGGUGCUUUUUUUAUUGGUAUGAUUUUUUUUCUACCCACAUACUGUUUAACUUAAAGAUGACUGGAUUGUUGUUGCCUUUUCUUUGGUGCUUUGUUAAGAAAACAUUCUUUUUCUCCCAUAGGAUGAGAUUAUUUUGGAGGAAAUACUUUUGUAUUAUCUUCCU
This is a messenger RNA of Strigops habroptila (Kakapo), 4757 nucleotides long. It is a transcript of the gene ADAMTS2, whose product is annotated as ADAM metallopeptidase with thrombospondin type 1 motif 2. Gene Ontology annotation, biological process: extracellular matrix organization; proteolysis. The transcript is spliced from 22 exons. NCBI's taxonomy places the organism in Eukaryota, Metazoa, Chordata, Aves, Psittaciformes, Psittacidae. Gene Ontology annotation, molecular function: zinc ion binding; metalloendopeptidase activity. The coding region runs from base 192 to 3752 and encodes 1186 amino acids. The record is from RefSeq and is a predicted model, not a curated record.